This is a messenger RNA of Chinchilla lanigera (long-tailed chinchilla), 2330 nucleotides long. RefSeq names its product interleukin 20 receptor, alpha (gene Il20ra). Lineage: Eukaryota; Metazoa; Chordata; Mammalia; Rodentia; Chinchillidae. The transcript is spliced from 8 exons. The record is from RefSeq and is a predicted model, not a curated record. Bases 290 to 1939 code for a protein of 549 amino acids. Gene Ontology annotation, molecular function: interleukin-20 binding.
GUCCUCCUUCUGGGGCUAACCCAGGGUUUUAAGCUUCGGUCAGAUCGCGGGAGAGCCGGAGUCACUCCACCCGCCUGCGCUCCUCGCCCUCCCUCCCGGAGCGCGCGCUCGCCGGUGGUGACCCGGUUGGCUGAACCGAACCCCCGCCCCGGAGAGAAAGGGGCGGGGCGCUGGCUGGUGUGUGCACCCCUCUGGGGAAGCGGGUGCCCGCUGCGGGUCCCGCUGCGGGUCUCGGGGAGCCUGGGCGCGCGAGCGCGUGGUGCCCGGGAUGUGACCUUGCCGCGCCCCCAUGCGGGCCCCGGAGAGCCCCGCGCCCGGCCGCCCGGCCCUGCGGCUGCUGCUGUCGCCUCUGCUGCUGCUCGCGGCGGCGACGUCCGGCCGCGCAGCUCCCUGUAUCUCUGGUGGUUUGCCUAAACCUGCAAAUGUCACCUUCUUGUCCAUAAACAUGAAAAAUAUCCUCCACUGGGAUCCCCCAGAAAGUCUGCAAGGAGCUGAAGUUACAUAUACGGUGCAGUAUUUCAUAUACGGGCAAAAGAGAUGGCUGAAUAAACCUGAAUGCAAAAAUAUCAACAGGACCUACUGUGAUCUUUCUGAUGAGACAUCUGACUAUGAACACCAAUAUUACGCCAAAGUUAAAGCCAUUUGGAAAACAAAUUGUUCCAAAUGGACUGAAACUGGACGAUUCUAUCCUUUUUUAGAAACACAAAUUGGGCCCCCAGAGGUUGCCUUAACUACUGAUGAGAAGUCCAUUUCUAUUGUCCUGACGGCUCCAGACAAGUGGAAGAGAAAUCCAGAAGACUAUACCAUUUCCAUGCAGCAAAUAUACUCCAAUCUGAAGUACAACGUGUCUGUGUAUAAUAUCAAGUCAAGAAGAACGUGGUCCCAGUGUGUCACCAACCACACACUGGUGCUCAGCUGGCUGGAGCCCAAUACUCUGUACUGUGUGCAGGUGGAGUCCUUCGUCCCAGGGCUCCCACGCCCUGCUCAGCCUUCUCGGAAGCAGUGUAUCAGUACUUUGGAAGAUCCAACAUCAGCACUGAAGGUUAAAAUAAUUUUUUGGUAUGUUUUGCCCACAUCUGUGACGGUGUUUCUAUUUUCUGUGAUUGGCUACUCCAUCUACCGAUAUGUCCAUGUUGGCAAAGAGAAACACCCAGCAAAUUUGAUUUUGAUUUAUGGAAAUGAAUUUGACAAAAGAUUCUUUGUGCCUGCUGAAAAAAUCAUGAUUAACUUUAUCACCCUCAAUAUUCUGGAUGAUUCUAAAAUGCCUCAAAAGGAUAUGAAUCUACUGGACAAAAGCAGUGAUGGAUCCAAGCUCAGUGAUCCUGAGCCCCUCUGGAACCCGGAGCCCCAUCUGGAGGAGGUAGAGGUGGAACACUUGGAGUAUGCCCCACACCUGGUGGGAAUUUUCUGUGACUCUGCGACUUCCUUGACCCAGCGAGAGUCUCUCAGCAGCACAACAGCUGCAGGCGAAGCUGCGGUUGAGUAUGAGUGUGACGUGAGAACUGACACUCAGGAGGGGCCUGAAGGUCACCAGUUCAGUGUGCAAGAAGUGGCAUCCGUGCCAGGAAAGUUACUUCAGCAACAAGCAGCUUUGACAAGCUUGGGCCCACCAACGCUGCUGUGUUCAUAUUCAGCUCAGCUCAGCGACUUACACAACCUGGUGCAGGAGCGCUUGGUCUCAGAAGAGGGGCCAGAGGAAGAGCCACGGAUGACACUGGUUGACUGGGACCCUCAGACUGGCAGGCUGCGUAUCCCAUCCUUGUCUAGCUUCGACCAGGACCCUAAGGGCAAUGAGUAUCAGGAGUCUGAUGGUCUUGCUGAGGAGGGCCUGUUGUCCAGACUCUAUGAGGCGCCGGGGCCAGACAAGGCAGCAGAAGAUGAAAACUAUCUCCUGCGAUUUAUGGCAGAAUGGGGACUGCAUGUGCAAAUGGAAAACUAACCCUAGCAAGACUUAACUUUGCCCGGCCCUUACUGUGACAGGGCACGGGAGCAAAAACAGGUGGAAUGCCAGGGCUGGGAGUGACGUGGUUGUGCUCCUCAGUGUCAGUGAGGACAACAGUCAUGCUCUGCUCCCUGCACUGACUCGGGAUGGGUGCUACCUGUUGGUCCCCCACAACAUCCAUAGGGUCCUUGGGGUGCAAGGGCUGACCUUUGCUUUAGACAGAAUCAACAGUCAAUGCAUGUUUGCCCUGCAGGAUUGAUUCAGGAGUGUGUUCUGUGGCCAUUCUACUUAUUAACUUUGUAACAAGUAUGAUUCUCUGAUUAUUUUUUAUUAUGUGUAGGUGACACUGCAAAAUAUUUCAUAAAGACCAUCCAUUUUACAAAUACUA